GUGGGAAUUUAAAGACUUGCACUAACAAAAAGGGCUGUGCGUGUGUGUGUGUGUGUGUGUGUGUAGGACAAGCAGGCACUCAUCUGCACUUUGUUUCGAGUGUACACCGUGUGUAAUAUUUGACUCAUAAUCACUAUUGUCACCACAUACACACGCAAACAUACUGUAUAUAUACAGUACCAACAUAGCACAAAGCCCAAGGCCAGAACACCAGUGAGUCACACUUGGCUGUUGAAGUGUUCCUUCAGUAAAAAAAAAAAAAAAAAAAAAGAGUUUGACGUCAUCAACCUUCAUCAGCCAAUUAUAGCAACAUGCUAACUGUUUUCUUUGCCUGCAGGUAGCUGCUGGAUGGAGGCGAGGUGCAGGAAAAGUCAGAUAAUUCAAACACUAUUAAGUCACUUUAUGCUUCAGUGUGUCCGAGGGCGGUCCAAUACAUGAGCUGUCAUGUUUUGUCAGAUUAUUAUGGGCAUGCCUACAAUGCAAGCUAACAUUAUUGUUCAUACUUAUGUGUUAUAUCUUAUUGGUUAGGGUUUGAGUUCCAUCCAUCCAUCCAUUUUCUAUGCCGCUUAUCCUCAUUAGGGUCAACGUUUUUGUCAACGCUAAUGCAUCAUACUGGUCUAAUGUGGGGAGUGCAACUACUGCGACGUAGCGGUCCGUGAUGACGUCACACGCUCCCUUCCACAGACACUGGACUGGACGGCAAAAAACUAUCCCGGAGAAAGCCAACCCCCCAGUAUCAGCACCACUAGCCGGAUUCAAGAGGUCCAGUCAUGGGAAACUGCCAGCCCACCAUCGUGCCCUACGAGGAUUUUGACGUCCACGCCGACAUCAAGGCCAUCCGCAAAGCCUGCAAAGGACUGGGAACCGACGAGCAGGCCAUCAUCGACAUCCUAGCCAACCGCAGCUCUGAUCAACGUCAGGAAAUCAAACAGGCGUAUUAUGACAAAUAUGACGACCUGGUCGAUGUCCUGAAGAGCGAGCUGUCGGGUAACUUUGAGAAGGCCAUUCUGGCCAUGCUGGACCCGCCCAUCGUUUAUGCCGUCAAGGAGCUGAGGAGGGCCAUGAAGGGGGCGGGCACGGACGAGGACGUGCUGGUGGAGAUCCUCUGCACCGCCACCAACGCGGAUGUCGCCAUGUUUAAGGAAUGCUACUUUCAAGUGCACGAGCGUGACCUGGAAGCAGACAUCGAGGGCGACACUAGCGGCGACGUCCGAAACUUGCUCAUGGCUCUUCUGCAGGGCAACAGGGAUGAAAGCUACGAGGUGGACGAGGCUCUUGCGGAGGAGGACGCCACCUGUCUCUUUGAGGCUGGCGAGGGCCGAUUCGGAACCGACGAGUCCACCUUCAGCUUCAUCCUGGCCUCCAGGAACUACCUGCAGCUCCAGGCCACCUUCAAGGUGUACGAGCAGUUGUCUGGCACCGAAAUUCUGGACGCCAUCGAGAGCGAGACUUCAGGCACCUUAAAGAGAUGCUACGUCGCUCUCGUGAGAGUCGCCAAGAACCCGCAGCUGUACUUUGCCAGACGUCUUCACGAUGCCAUGAAGGGGGCGGGGACUGAUGAGGACACGCUCAUUCGCAUUAUUGUGGUCCGCUCUGAGUAUGACCUGGAGACCAUCAAAGACCUCUACCUGGAGAAGUACGACGUGUCCCUGAAAGACGCGCUGAAGGGCGAGUGCAGCGGCGACUUCAAGCGCCUCCUGUUGGCCAUCUGCCACUGAGGACGCUUCACCGCCGCCGCACACCAUGUGAUGUUAGGUUACUGUGUUGUGUUCUUUUUUUUUUUAACCUCUGACCCCGACACUGAAAAUCUGUAGCUACUAACCAACUGAUCCCACGUCAGUUUUUUAACCAUUUUAGGGAGCCGGGUGGUGACUUUAAGGACUGUGAUUUUACUGUAAGGGAGUUUAAAGGCAUGGACGUAUGAGAGAGUUGGAUGCAGCACAAUAACAAUCGCAGACAACUCCCGACGAUGGCCAGUGUGACAAAGGUCAAAGGUCAGUUCUUUCACUGUGUUGACUUCUGUCCGUCAUCUGGAGGCCAGUGUCUUGCCUCCAUUUUACAUCCAUGACCUUUUUUUUGUGUACUACUGCAACAUACACUGAUCUACCGAUGUGUUUGUAUUAUUCGACUACUUGUGUCUCCGCUGUUGUUGAUUAUAAACAGUAAUCACUCCUUGUGGCUUGAAGGAGCUCAAAUGUUGCUGGACAUCCCAGUUUAUCCAGUUUUUAUCCAUUUUAACCGGUUUAUUAAGCCUAAAAGACCUGAAGGUACACAACAAACUGCCACUUAAGCAGCAAAAUAACCUGAUACUAUAAUAUAAUAUAAUAUGAUAUAAUCAAAUGCUGCUUUUUUAAAAAAAUAAUACUUGAAUCAAAACUGGACAAACUGGAGAUUUACUCAACAUUGGGCCAGUGACAUGGUUCGCGUACGCAAAGUAAAUUGAACAUAAUUUCUGUGUAUUGAUUUACAGAAUGUUUUUUUUUUCCUGUCCAAUAAUACACGUAGAAACACUUGACAAACACAACUACACCUCACUUUAUAUUAUAUUUUUAUAUCCUAUGACUAACAGCUAGAGUAUUAAAUUAAUGUUAUUAAUAGUAUAUGAAUAAUAUAGGCCAGCUCAUUGUGUAACAUUUGAACAUGUAUGUGUCCGUGGCAGCUGCGGUGUGUUCAAAUACAACUAAUGCAAUCGUGUGAUGAUCGUAUCAGCACUAAUAUUAGCUUAAGAGUUAAAAUAUUGUAUGCCUUGGUAUAGCUAAGCAAAUGUAGCAUUA
This is a messenger RNA of Doryrhamphus excisus (bluestripe pipefish), 2774 nucleotides long. It is a transcript of the gene anxa13, whose product is annotated as annexin A13. Gene Ontology annotation, molecular function: phosphatidylserine binding; calcium-dependent phospholipid binding; calcium ion binding. The record is from RefSeq and is a predicted model, not a curated record. NCBI's taxonomy places the organism in Eukaryota, Metazoa, Chordata, Actinopteri, Syngnathiformes, Syngnathidae. Gene Ontology annotation, cellular component: plasma membrane; vesicle membrane; nucleus.